AUGCCGAGUGCCGAAUCCAUGACCCCAAGCAGUGCCCUCGGACAGCUCAAAGCAACUGGACAACAUGUGCUAUCCAAGCUUCAGCAGCAGACAUCAAACGCCGAUAUCAUCGACAUCCGCCGCGUUGCUGUAGAGAUCAACCUCAAGACCGAGAUAACCUCCAUGUUCCGACCUAAAGAUGGCCCUAGACAGCUACCCACCUUGCUUCUCUACAACGAGAGAGGCUUGCAGCUGUUCGAGCGCAUCACAUAUCUUGAAGAGUACUAUCUUACCAAUGACGAGAUCAAAAUCCUCACCAAACAUGCGACCGAAAUGGCUAGCUUCAUCCCGUCGGGUGCCAUGAUCAUUGAGCUCGGAAGCGGAAAUCUGCGCAAAGUAAACCUUCUAUUGGAAGCCCUAGACAACGCCGGCAAGGCAAUUGACUAUUAUGCCCUUGACCUGUCUCGGGAGGAGCUGGAGCGCACUCUCGCUCAGGUACCAUCCUACAAGCACGUCAAGUGCCACGGUCUUCUGGGCACAUAUGACGAUGGACGUGACUGGCUCAAGGCCCCAGAGAACAUCAAUAAACAGAAAUGCAUCUUGCACCUCGGGUCAAGCAUUGGCAACUUCAACCGCAGUGACGCCGCGAUCUUUCUCAAGGGCUUUACGGACGUCCUUGGACCCAAUGACAAGAUGCUCAUUGGAGUUGACGCUUGCAAUGACCCCGCGAGGGUAUACCACGCUUACAACGACAAGGUUGGUAUUACUCACGAGUUCAUCUUGAAUGGUCUUCGAAACGCCAAUGAAAUUCUCGGAGAAACGGCGUUCAUCGAGGGCGAUUGGAGAGUCAUUGGCGAAUAUGUGUAUGACGAAGAGGGCGGCAGACACCAGGCCUUUUACGCCCCCACUCGCGACACCAUGGUUAUGGGGGAGUUGAUUAGGUCACACGACAGGAUCCAGAUCGAACAGAGCCUAAAGUACUCGAAAGAGGAGUCAGAGAGGCUCUGGAGCACGGCGGGAUUGGAACAAGUCUCGGAAUGGACGUACGGCAACGAAUAUGGACUCCAUCUGCUUGCCAAGUCAAGGAUGUCUUUCAGUCUCAUCCCUUCGGUGUACGCUCGCAGCGCACUCCCAGCUCUGGACGACUGGGAGGCCCUUUGGGCGACAUGGGAUGUCGUCACACGUCAGAUGCUUCCCCAGGAAGAGCUUCUGGAGAAGCCCAUCAAGCUCCGAAACGCCUGCAUCUUUUACCUCGGUCACAUCCCGACCUUCCUCGACAUCCAGCUCACAAAGACCACCAAGCAGGCUCCGUCAGAGCCCGCUCACUUUGGCAAAAUCUUCGAGCGAGGCAUUGAUCCUGAUGUCGACAACCCGGAGCUGUGUCAUGCGCACUCGGAGAUUCCUGACGAAUGGCCGCCGGUGGAAGAAAUCCUGACCUAUCAGGAGACGGUGCGGUCCCGGUUACGCGGCCUCUAUGCGCACGGCAUCGCGAAUAUCCCGCGGAAUGUAGGUCGGGCCAUUUGGGUUGGGUUUGAGCACGAGCUCAUGCAUAUCGAGACGCUGUUGUACAUGAUGCUACAGAGCGACAAGACGCUGCCCCCAACCCAUAUUCCACGGCCCGACUUUGAGAAGAUCGCUAAGAAGGCGGAGUCCGGGAGGGUUCCCAAUCAGUGGUUUAAGAUUCCGGCACAGGAGAUCACCAUCGGUUUGGAUGAUCCUGAGGAUGGAACUGAUAUUAACAAGCAUUAUGGCUGGGACAACGAGAAGCCUGUAAGGCGCGUUCAAGUUGCCGCCUUUCAGGCUCAAGGAAGGCCGAUCACCAACGAAGAGUACGCACAAUAUCUGCUUGAAAAGAACAUCGACAAGCUCCCUGCUUCUUGGGCCCGCCUGGACAACGAGAAGAUUGCCAAUGGAACAACAAACAGCGUGAGCGGUCACCACAGCAACAGAACCUCCAAGCAGCAGCUCCCUUUAUCUUUUCUCGAGAGGACAGCAGUCCGCACAGUCUACGGUCUCGUGCCUCUCAAGCACGCUCUCGACUGGCCCGUGUUUGCCUCUUACGACGAACUUGCCGGUUGUGCAGCUUACAUGGGCGGCCGUAUCCCCACUUUCGAAGAGACCCGGAGCAUUUACGCUUACGCCGAUGCUCUUAGGAAGAAGAAGGAAGCUGAGAGACAAUUGGGAAGGACGGUUCCGGCUGUUAAUGCCCACCUAACCAACAACGGCGUGGAAAUCACUCCCCCGUCCUCUCCCUCUUCCGAGACCCCCUCCGAGUCUUCCUCCCCCUCCGGCAACAACACCACUCUCAUCACCACCGAAGACCUCUUCUCUGACCUAGACGGUGCCAACGUCGGUUUUCACAACUGGCACCCUAUGCCCGUCACCUCCAAAGGCAACACCCUUCUCGGGCAAGGCGAGCUCGGCGGUGUGUGGGAAUGGACUUCAUCGGUCCUCCGCAAGUGGGAGGGGUUCAAGCCGAUGGAGCUGUACCCCGGCUAUACGGCGGAUUUUUUCGAUGAGAAGCACAACAUUGUGCUGGGAGGGAGCUGGGCUACGCAUCCGAGGAUUGCGGGGAGGAAGAGUUUUGUGAAUUGGUACCAGAGGAAUUAUCCAUAUGCUUGGGUGGGGGCGAGAGUUGUUAGAGAUUUGUGA
Molecule: messenger RNA, 2631 nt
Organism: Neurospora hispaniola
Lineage: Eukaryota; Fungi; Ascomycota; Sordariomycetes; Sordariales; Sordariaceae
Product: C-type lectin protein
Exons: 11
Coding region: 1-2631 (876 amino acids)
Source: RefSeq, a predicted model, not a curated record